Messenger RNA from Elaeis guineensis (African oil palm), 406 nucleotides. The record is from RefSeq and is a predicted model, not a curated record. Lineage: Eukaryota; Viridiplantae; Streptophyta; Magnoliopsida; Arecales; Arecaceae.
AUGCAAUAUGUUCUGACCCAGGCUUUAGAAAGUGAUGGCAUGGAUAUGGAGAUCGACUUGUCCAACCUUGGGACUGUAAAUACAAUGUUCGCAGCACUUUUCAGCAAGCUGGGAGUUCCUAUCAAGACUACAAUUUCUGCUACUGUUCUUGAAGAAGCUCUAAAUGGAACUGUGACAGUCAGACCACUUCCUAUUGGAACAUCUGUCAAUGGAAAGCUUCUUUACUUUGAACAAGAAGCAAAUGGAGGUUAUGGGUUAGCUUUACAGGUGAUUAUAGUUCUUGUAGCUAUUGAUCCUGCUCCUAAAGUUUUUUAUGAUUAUAAAGCACAACUGUAUGAUUCUUUUGGCAAGAUUUGCAUCUUCUAUUUGAUGCUUUUUCUUUUUGGGGAAAAACUACCCCAAGGAU